Molecule: messenger RNA, 819 nt
Organism: Boleophthalmus pectinirostris (great blue-spotted mudskipper)
Lineage: Eukaryota; Metazoa; Chordata; Actinopteri; Gobiiformes; Gobiidae
Exons: 6
Coding region: 82-819 (245 amino acids)
Biological process (GO): T cell costimulation; immune response; cell surface receptor signaling pathway
Cellular component (GO): external side of plasma membrane
Source: RefSeq, a predicted model, not a curated record
GCUCAGGUGUGGAUCAAGACGGCGAAGACACGCUUAGCUUUUUAAAUUUCAGUUUAGUUUUUAGUGUUCGUCUUCAACUAAAUGUUUUUUUUUGUGCUCGUGUGUACACUGGCGCUUUUUGCCUUCGCAGAAUGUUCAGUCGAAGAGAUAUGGUGUUUUCCUCAGAACAUGACUGUAAAAGUUGGCAGCAAUGUAACACUUAAUUGUACAGUCUAUCCUCAACGUGAUGUAUGUAACGAUACUGUGGAGUGGAAAUUGGAGUGGUUCGAAAAUUUUGAUGUGUAUGCACGGAGGAAUGGCAUGGAUGAUUUAAGUGGACAAAAUCCAAUUUUCAAAAAUCGGACCAAACUUUUCCCUAACGAGCUGAGCAACGGGAAUGUUUCACUCCAGAUCUCCAAUGUGACCAAAGAACAUAAUGGAACUUACACUGUCACUGUCCAAGAAAAACAGUUAGAAAAGAACGUCACACUUCGUGUCAUACUUAGUGUCAUAUUUGAGGAAUCUUCCAAUAAUAACACAAUUACAGAAGAGAGUCCUAAAAAUUGUACAAAGGAAAAGAUUAUUAUUGGUGUUUCUGUUGGAAUCUUCGUCAUCUUCGUCAUAAUCGUCGUGGUGGUUUUCGUUAUUUUAUACAAAUGUGGUUGCAUAAAAAACAACUCUGGCACAGCAGGAAGCAAGAAAAAAAACGAAGAUGACCGAAAUGAUGGAACAGAACUUCAGAUCUUCACAGAAGCAUCCCAAUCAUCUCCUGUUGGUGGAUCCCAGGACACCCAGGAACCUCAGGAAGACAAUCCAAUGCUGCAGAACAACAUGAACUAA